CUACUAAAACAGAGCUCCAGGUCUUCAUUCCCGGUAACGAGAAAUUCCACAGGCUUCUGGCCCAGUGUAGAAUUAAACUAAACUAACUCAAUUGCAAAACGAAGUUUGAAGUUUGAAACUUGCCAUUCUUUCUUAAACAGCCUCAUCAUCUUGACACUUCUCCCGUAUGACGAAUGCCUUUCCCAUAAUAACUAACGAGUGAAUCAUUGGGCACAUUCAUUGGUUAGAAUGGCGCAACCACGAUGUUUAGCAAGCUCUUCGCCAGCACGAGCUCUCCAUCGAGUUCUAGUCUCAGACCUUCUUAGCAGAUCUACAAACCCCUCCUCAACAACAAAAGCACGACACGCGAUAUCUUCAUACUACCUCUUCCCACCACGACUCUUCUCUACUUCAAGCCGCCUACCUUCAAAUAGACCCGCACUCUCACUAAUCGCGGCAUCAAAAAGACAACAUGUCCGCACACUCACCACAACACCCCCCCUUCAGCGCAUCGACGCCUUCAAAAAACGCAUAAUCAACGACAAAAUCCCCUACCAAUGGAUCCGCAUCGCCUCCGCUCCCCCCGAAAACGCGCUCUCCUCGCCCCAACGCACAGACAUAGUCCUCCGCUCCCUAAACCCGAAAACUCACACCUUACUCAUGGUCGCCACGCCUCCAGAAACAACCUCCGAAAACGCGGAUGAACCGCGCGCCGCUAUAUGUCGCAUAAUCGAUAACGCAGCAGCUUCAGCGGCAGCAGCUGAGACCGAGCGAUUAACCCGGCGUAAGGCUAUUGAUUCGAAGGAAUUAGAAUUCUCGUGGAGUAUUGCGGGACACGAUCUCGCGCAUAAAUUACGACGACUACGGGAGUUUUUGGAUAAGGGAUUAAACGUAGAAGUUAUUCUCGCGAAGAAGAAAAAAGGACGGACGGCUACAAAAGAAGAAGCCCAAGCUGUGUUAGUCGCGGUUCGGGAAGCGGUUGCUAGUGUGGAGGGGGCGAAGGAGGUGAGGAAGAUGGAGGGGAAUGUGGGUGGGUUGGCGCGGUUGUAUUUUGAGGGUGUUAGUGGGAAGAAGAAGAGUAAAAAGAAGCAGGAGGUUGCUGAGGAGGAUUAGGGCGGUGCGGUGGUAGUCCCGUGAAUACCGUAAUAGGUUGCGACGACUACAUGCGAGUGUCUAAUAUUUGGAGCAGAAUAGCCAACUUAUUGACCUCAGCUCUCAAAAGCAUCAUUGGUGUAUAUUUGCAUCUAGAGCAAUUGUUAUACGAUAUACCAUACACAUAAAUUCAAGAUAUAAUAAAUCACAACCUACGAUUGAUGUCU
Messenger RNA from Hypoxylon trugodes, 1298 nucleotides. RefSeq lists its product as uncharacterized. Bases 229 to 1092 code for a protein of 287 amino acids. Gene Ontology annotation, biological process: ribosome disassembly; mitochondrial translational initiation. The record is from RefSeq and is a predicted model, not a curated record. Gene Ontology annotation, cellular component: mitochondrion. The transcript has a single exon. Gene Ontology annotation, molecular function: translation initiation factor activity; ribosome binding. NCBI's taxonomy places the organism in Eukaryota, Fungi, Ascomycota, Sordariomycetes, Xylariales, Hypoxylaceae.